CGAGCAGCCGCCCGAGCGCCGCCGGGCCCGCGGGACUGCCUGGCCGCUUGUGCUGCCCCGAUGAUGUUACCGAGCCCCGUCACCUCCACACCCUUCUCUGUCAAAGACAUCCUCAACCUGGAGCAGCAGCAGGACCCGCACUAUGGGGCCCAGCUCCCGCACCACCUGGAGCACCACUUCCACCCCGCUGCCUGCCUGCUGGCGGCUGCCGAAGGCGCCCGCUUCUCCGACGGCGAGGAGGAAGAGGAGGAGGAAAAGCUCUCCUACCUGAGCCCCAUGGCAGCGCCCGGCAGCCAGGCGGACGCGCGGAUCUCCGCCGACAACUACGUUCACGCCGUGCUGCGCGGCUCCUGCGAGGCCCCCGGCCCGGGAGAAGAGCUGGACCCGGCGGUCCGAGACCCAAAGAGCUGCGUCCUGAAGAAGCCGCUAGAUGCAGCGGAGAAGGCGGAGGAGACGGAGAGGCCGAAACAGCGGAGCCGGAGGAAGCCGCGCGUACUCUUCUCCCAGGCGCAGGUCUUCGAGCUGGAGCGUCGGUUCAAGCAGCAGCGUUACCUGUCGGCGCCCGAGCGGGAGCACCUCGCCAGCAGCCUCAAGCUCACCUCCACGCAGGUGACGAUCUGGUUCCAGAACCGGCGGGGGGUGGAGCUGGGCGGCCCCGCGGCCCCGCCGCCGCCGCGCAGGGUGGCCGUGCCCGUGCUGGUCCGUGACGGCAAGCCGUGCCUCGGCGGGUCGCAGGGCUACAGCUCGGCGUACAACGGCCCCUACUCCUACAAUGGCUUCCCCGCCUACGGCUACGGCAACGCUGCCUCCUACAACCCCGGCUACGGCUGCACCUACCCGGCGGGCACCGGCGGCGCGUCCAUGCAAGCCGCCUGCAGCCCUGCGGCGGCCGCCAUCCCUCUGUCCCGAGCGGAGGACCAGGCAGGUAACGACCGCUGGCGUUACUAA
Molecule: messenger RNA, 948 nt
Organism: Ficedula albicollis (Collared flycatcher)
Lineage: Eukaryota; Metazoa; Chordata; Aves; Passeriformes; Muscicapidae
Gene: NKX2-3
Product: NK2 homeobox 3
Exons: 5
Coding region: 61-948 (295 amino acids)
Biological process (GO): cell differentiation; regulation of transcription by RNA polymerase II
Cellular component (GO): nucleus
Molecular function (GO): DNA-binding transcription factor activity, RNA polymerase II-specific; RNA polymerase II cis-regulatory region sequence-specific DNA binding
Source: RefSeq, a predicted model, not a curated record